This is a messenger RNA of Caretta caretta (loggerhead turtle), 6109 nucleotides long. RefSeq names its product interactor of little elongation complex ELL subunit 2 (gene ICE2). Gene Ontology annotation, cellular component: transcription elongation factor complex. Lineage: Eukaryota; Metazoa; Chordata; Testudines; Cheloniidae. Gene Ontology annotation, biological process: snRNA transcription by RNA polymerase III; snRNA transcription by RNA polymerase II; positive regulation of transcription by RNA polymerase III. The record is from RefSeq and is a predicted model, not a curated record.
GUUGAAGUGUUUUUCUCACGAGACAUUUAUGAAAAAUAUUCUUUGUCUCCAACGCUCUCUGAACUGUGGAUUUUGUCAAACAAGCAGCCAACCUGCUUGCUGACACCUCACUGAUGUGGGUGAGCAGGGAAACCAGGGCACAACUAAUGUAUGCUUGCGGCUUUCACCCGGGUCUAUAUGCAGCUCAGCUAUGUGCCGCUUUGGUUCUAGCUCCAGUGAUUGCUAAAUGGCAUGGUACAGUUUCCUACAAUGGAGGAACUAACAAGGCUGCAAUCCCUGGGAAUCUGUGGCAGAGGAUUAACAAGUACCACUUGGAAACUUUCCAGAGCCUCUCUCUGAAGGAUUCCCUGCAGGUCUCGAUGUCCAUCGACACCCUGCUUGGCCGUGCAGAUUAGCUACACAUGGCAAUGUCCAGCUCACACAAAACAUUACCUGCCUCCCACUUUUUGAUUUCCUACACAAACCACAGCAACUUACCUGGCGUCUCAUCUGCUUCCUGCUCCCCGUAGAGCACUUCUGGAGUGGAGAAAAGUUCCUGGCUGCCUGCCCCACUGGGUGACCCUGCUGGGAGCUCCACAUCCUCUUCUAGCUCCACUUCUUCAUCCAGAAUUUCAGCGUUCAGGUUACCUCCUCUUUCUGCUGCCUCCGCAGUAUCCACGGGGCUAUCGGCGAUGGAGAUGGGGUCACCACUGAGGAUAGCAUUCAGCUCCUUAUAGAAGCAGCAGGUCUUAGGUGCACCACCAGAGCAAUGGUUCGCCUCCCGCCCCUUAUGACAUAAAGAAGAAAAUGUAGAGGCAUCAAUAAACUCUGUAGAAGAUGCAAAAACAUUUAACACACAGGCUGCAGCUCAAGCUGAGGAGGAAGUUAAACCCACAGCUGAUGAUAAUCCUUUUCCAGAGCCCAGAAUCCCGUAUCCUUAUGUCUCUAGUCUAACUGAGAAGGAGCAGAAAACAUAUUUAUAUCUAAUGACUAAGUUUUCAAAAAACCCUGCAUCCUACCAAUUUACUGCAACAUAUCAAAGAGAAUAUUCCCAGUAUUUGCAAAUGAAAGAAUUUCUGAACAGUGAAAUUGCAGAAUUUUUGAAGUUUGCACAAAAUGCAGCCAAGAGUUGCGUUCAGGAUUAUGAUACCAUCUCUGAGGAUGCACUGCUUUAUACUGAGCAAUUUUUACGUGCUUGUAUUGGACAUGUGAAGAAGUACCCUGAAUUCUACAUUCUCCAUGAAAUCACCAGUAUCAUGGGAGGCAAAUUUAGCACAGAGUUGACCUUAAAGCUGGAGAAAAAACUACUUGCAUUGGGAAAGGCAAGAUUUCUUAAAAUAUUGUCACCUGCCAUGCAUACGCAACUACAGCUAUCCGUAGAUUAUAAAACUGUAGCAUCUGUUGCAACUCCAGAACAGAGAGCUUCUGCUAUGCAUGAUGACAUUAGUUUGGAUCCAAAUGCUGAAAAGCUUGCUUUAAAAUAUUGUCCACAAGUAGUUUUAAAUAGUCAGUCAUUAUUUACUUUGUUGAAUAAUCAUGGACUAAACUACAAGGAACAGUGGGAAAUACCAGUUUCUGUUAAAAUGAUCCCUGUUGCAGGUGCCAAACCAGUCAAAGUGAUUUAUAUUGACUCACCACUCCCAAAAAAAGAGAUAACUGUGAGAGAGAAGAACCAGAUUUUUCAUGAAAUCCCGCUGGACACUCUGACUUCCAAAAAUUCAAUUAUUCCAGUCUCUGCUGUGUUGAUGGACAAUCCAUUUGAGGAAAAGAUGUUUCAGUGGGACAUGCCUCCUGAUGCUUGUCAAUUAAGGAGGACUCAGACUCUGGACCACAGGGAUCUAGACUUUGACAAUGAUGUCACAGAAUUGGAGACCUUUGGAGCAACAUGUAAGCCCUUGAAGACAUCCAGAACGGAAAAUCCUCCUGCUAACGUAUGUAAAACUCUGUCAGACAAGCUAAAAAUAGAGGAACAGUUGGUAUCUAUUGUAAGAGAUGGUGCUGAAGAGGGAACAAGCAAAGUUAACGAGCAGGGAUUUUCAGCAUGUAGUAAUAUGCAGAAUGUGAACAAGACACAACUACCGUCAUCGAUUGGUGAUGUCAUGUGGGCUGAUUCUGAUGAAAAUUCCUCCAUUAAAGGCCUUGAUUCAGAUGAAGUUGAGUUAAAUGAUGAGCAACAUGGUACGGCCACAAACAAAGUAUUGGACAGUUGUACGAAGUUAAAUACUUCGGCUAAAACUGAUAGUUUCAAGAGAGAAUCUGAAAUUACAGAAGUAAAUGAGACUCCCAUUUCUUUUUGCAAUAGUGAUACUGAUGAAGAACGUUUGAUUAUUGACACAGAAUGUAAAAGUGUGGAAUAUUGCAAAGCAGCUGUGUUCAGUUCUAAUCCAGACUCUGGAGCAGAUAUACCUAAAUCACCCUUCCCAAUACAAACUUCAUCAAGUAGCUUGGCUAACUGUUCAGAGAGCCCAGACCAGAAGAAAAUUGCUUCCAAAAAACCUUUCAAAAGGCUGUCUAAAGAAUUUGACCCUCUUGGACAAAUUUUGAAAAUGCAAACUGAACUGCUUAAGCCGCCUUCCCCAAAAGCUCCUGAGCAGCCACUGGUAAAUUGUGAUAAAAGUUCUAAUCCUACACCAAGCCUUGUGCCACCACCUUCAAAACCCACUGUAGCUUCCAGCGUGGAGCCUGCUGCAAAUAUGAGCAGCUUACCUAAACUUACAUGGACUUCACAUUUUCAGGGAGCUUCAAAGGGAUUGCUCCCAAGUGAACUUAAGACGCUCGUUGAAGACCAGUCAGAAUACACAGCUCCUCAGGAUGGCAAUCUUGUAUAUAAAUUGUUCAGUCUGGAUGACCUGCUGUUACUCGUACGUUGCAGUGUACAAAAAGUAAGGACAGGGCCACGAUCCUAUAAUAAAAGACAAAUCAGAAAGCAUAUUCCAGUGUACAUAUUACCAAAAGUAGAAUAUCAAGCCUAUUAUGGAGUAGAAGCUCUUACAGAAAGUGAAAUAUGUCGGUUGUGGACAGAGAGCUUGUUGCAUUCUAAAUGCUUAUUUUAUGUUGGACAUAUUGAUGCCUUUACAUCAAAGCUCAUUAUGCUUGAAGAGAUUUCUCCAGAACGGUUAAAAGAAAAAUUUGGAUUAUUUAAGCCUGCAAAUCCAUUAAAUAUACUUCGACAUAUCUUGAAGAAAGUGAUUGAUUUGCAGGAGGGCUCUUACUUAUUGACUCAUGCUUCAGGAGAUUCAUCAGUUGCAAUUUACCAGAGCUGUCUUGGGAAAGUGACCAGAGCAUCGUAUAAUUUACAUAAAGCUCACUGCAGUCUGCCUAAUGUACCUUCCACCCUCUCAGUUCCAUGGGUACCAUUAGAUCCCAACCUUCCUUUACCCUAUCACACUAAUAAUGGAAGAGUCCCAUGCACCUUUCCACCUAGACCCCAAGAAACUACGAGAAAACAGAAGAUGAAUUGGGCAAAAGUGCACACAGACACACCCAACAAUGAAAAGCCAGGAUCCAUGGAAACAAAAAGCAAUCCCUUGUCAGCUAAGCCUGUUAGAAAUGAAGGUGUGGCUGCAAAGAAACUGAAGAAAAAUAAUGGCAAACAAGCAAAUAAGAUGAAAAAGUGGAAAAAGAAAUAAAAGCAAACUCAAGCAAAGCAGGAAUAGCUUAGCCACAGUGAGAAAACAUGGAUUGGAAAAAGCACAAGACAAACAAAGAGCUUAUUUUUCAUAAUACUUCAGAGAAGCCAGAAUGCCCUGGCAGAGGAGAGCUGCACAGCCAUAUUGAGGAAGGUUGUGAAAUGCUACGAUACCUUAACCCUUUCUUAACUCACUGAAUGCAACUCAAAUGUGAACAUCUUAUUUUAAGUUAGCACAUGAGAAGAAAAGUCAAGUGUCUACAAUUAAUACCUGUGGACAAAUGUAAAUAUCAUAACUGCUUUCGUUUUUAUAUUAAAAAUAUAAUUUGAGAAAAGAAGCAUUAAUUAACACCAAUAUUACAUAAAGAUGAAAAAAGUACUUUCUUUUUCCAAUUGUCUUGAUUCUUUUUCCAGUUUGUUGCAGAUGUGUAUUUUUGAUGAUAUUAUUUGAAUUGUGUACUGGUUUUAAAUGUAAAAUGCAGCAUCAGCAGUUUCAAUUUAAUUAGUUCAUGUUAUUAAAAAGCAGGGUGUGUUGUGCCCAGUUUGAAAAGGAAAUAUUACCCCUGAGAAUAAGGUUGUGUAGUUAACAGCUUUUGAUGAGCAACAUUUGUUAUGUUUGCAGAAGCGUUGUCUUUCGAAUUCCAUUAUUGAUAUACCUGUUGGCAUAGUGUACUAGUGAGCAUUACAGUACACCACAGUAUAAGAAGGUUAAAAUUGACUUCUGUGUUUUCUCAAGAUUAGUUUUUGGCAUUAAAUUCUUUCCAAAAUUUCAAAUCCUCAAGAGCCAGUAUGUUGUUAAUGUAGUACUGAAUGACUACAGCCUCAGUCCUGUGUCUUUUCAUAGGCAGAUGCUUGUUGAAGUCAGUAGGGCUCCAUGCAAGCACAGAAAGUUUCGCCCAUAUGCAACAAGUUGCAGGGUGAGGGCUUUAGUCAUUAUUACAGAGACAAGACAGACAUUUGCUGUGGCUCAGCAGUUCACUUGUAGUUUAGGAGCCAAGCUGAAAGGGGUGAGUUCAGACAAAGAUUCAGAGAGGGAAAUUCUUGGCUAACGAUGGGUGUGACUACAUGUUUUCUGUUUGAGUGAAUAUCAGUAAAAUUGCCAUUUUGUAAAAUGCUAAAAAAUUAGAAUAUAAAUGCCAAUACACCACAAAUUGAUUGUCAACAUACAUAGGUUAUUUAAAUAAUUUAUAAAUGUUAUACAUUUAUAAAAAUUAUUGUCAAAGGAAAGCUUUUUUUAUGCACUCUACUAUAUUUCAUAGCGCCCUCGAGGUUUUAUCCAACAGGCAACUUGCAGGUCACACUUUCAAAACUGAAAAUUAUGAUUGCUAAAUUCUAUGCUAUGAAUGAAGGGUUUUUCUAUUGCUGCCGAUAACUAAUUAGUAUGGGUCUCAUCUUGAGAGGUGUUGAGCUACUCCUGAAUACUCAGGAUAAAGAAUGUAAACUUUGUUUUAAUGCCUGAGCUCUUUUAUAGGCCUUGACUGUGUUCACUGAGGCUGUACAUGUACACAAAUUACUCACAUGCAGGAUCAGGGCCUUAGUUAGCAAUGAGUUUGUUCAAAAUGUUUUGUUUGUAUGUUAUGUAAGUUAAUUGCACCAUUAUGUUCAAAGUUGUUCUACUCAAAUGUACUGUAUACAAAUGUAUUUUAAUAUCCCUUAAAGAUGAAUAAAAUACUUAGUUUUAUAUAUUUAUAUAUUUAUUUUUAAAUCUUAGUGAUAUAUUAAAGAAACAGGUUUUAAAGCAAUGCAGAUAGUUUUUAAUGCACAUUUGCCAAUCUUCUGUGAAAUAUAAAAUAUUUUGUAAUUUACCAAUAUUGUUAUAUUUUAUUUAUAUCUUUAUUUACCUUCUGUUAACUCCCCAGACAUUGCUUCAGUUGUUCCUUUUAGAUGCAAUAUGUUAAUAAGGAGCAACAUAUUUGAUAGUGAUUUGAUAGUGAAUAAUGAAUAUUAGAUUGAUUCAAAAUCAUAAAUCCAUUUUGUGACCUCCCAUGGAGAAGUAUUUUGCUUAUGAGUCAUGUGCCAGAUAAUUGAGGGAGGGGAUCCAAAGCAUAGUUUUCAGCAUAAAAGUAAAAAUUGUAUUAUAACAACCAAGGAAUUUGAUAUUUGGACAUAGACCUGUUAAUUUCAUGCUGAGUUUGCCCUAAUAUCCUAGAAUGUCAAGGUUGGAAGGGACCUCAGGAGGUCAUCUAAUCCAACCCCCUGGUCAAAGCAGCACCAAUACCCAAUUUUUGCCCCAGAUCCCUAAAUGGCCCCCUCAAGGAUUGAACUCACAACCCUGGGUUUAGCAGGCUAGUGCUCAAACCACAGAGCUAUCCCUCCCUUCUGGGUGUCUGAAAGGCUUAACCUUUCAACUCUCAUAAUAUAUUAAAGUGUGUAAUCCCAGUUAUUAUACAGUUAAAAUGGACAGGAAUCUAAAGGUUAAAUAAGUAAUAUAUUGUAUCGUUUGUAUGUACUGUUGCAUUUAAAUUUUCAGAUUCAGAUAAAAUUUGGACUGUACAAACUGUU